This is a messenger RNA of Lepidothrix coronata (blue-crowned manakin), 4334 nucleotides long. RefSeq names its product treacle ribosome biogenesis factor 1 (gene TCOF1). Bases 6 to 3125 code for a protein of 1039 amino acids. NCBI's taxonomy places the organism in Eukaryota, Metazoa, Chordata, Aves, Passeriformes, Pipridae. Gene Ontology annotation, molecular function: protein binding. The record is from RefSeq and is a predicted model, not a curated record. The transcript has 17 exons.
GUGCCAUGGCCGCCGGUGGCGGGCGGGAGCUGCUCGCCCUCAUCCACCAGCACCUGCUGCGCGGCGGCUUCGCGCGGGCCGCCCGCGAACUGCAGGCGCAGACCGGGCAGAAGUUACUCCCUUCCCUCUCGACCUCUCUCGAGGACAUCUUUACUCACUGGGAAAAAACUCCCCCAAAUUCGAGGAGAAGAAAGUUGAGUGAUGACGAGGCAGCCAUCCCAGAAAAGAUCAGAGUUCCUGAUCCCGUGAGCAGCUCUGAGAGCUCAGAGAAAGAAGAGGAUGAGAAAGAAAAGGCAAAAGCUGCAAAUGCAGCCAGCCUUUCUCUGGCCACAAACUCAGCAGCAACUGUAGAAAGCAGUGAAGAGGAUGAGUCCUCGUCAGAAGAGGAGGCGCCAGCUGGGAAAGGUGCAGUGGCGGUGACACCAGCUGUGGUGGUUGGCAAAGCUGCCAACUCCCUGCAUUCUCCUCCCAAGCCCACUGCCCCAGCGGGCAGAGCAGCGGCACUCCCUGCUCCCGACAGAACUGUGCUCUCCAACAACAAGCAGCAGCCCAAUGCUCUGACUGCAGCUCCAGCUCCAGCCAAGGCCCAGAAACUACCUGCUCCUGGGAAGCCCAAACAUGCCACAGCAGCCGUGGCCAAAGUAGGGCAAAGCAAAGCACCAGUAGUGAGCAAAGCACCGGAAAGUUCCAGCAGCAGCAGCAGCUCCUCAUCCGAGAGUGAGGAGGAACAGGAGACACCGACUGCGAAGGCCCCAGCCCCCAAAGCGGAGCCGAAGCAGGCGGCUGGGGCUGCCGAGAGCAGCAGUGAGGAAUCAAGUGAGGACACAUCCUCUGAGGAAGAGGAGCAGCUGGCAACUCCAGCCGUCCAGGCAAAACCAGCUGUGAAAGCAGCGCAGUUUAAUGCAGCACCUGUGAAAAGUGCACCUGCUUCUCCGGUGUCUCACAAGAAGAAUGCAGUGAAGCAAACAGCGCUGGCACCAAGCCAGACCAAACCUACAUCCACAACGGUUCCAGGGGCUGGGCAGCCCAUUGACACAUCAGAGAGCAGCAGCUCAUCAGACAGUGAAGAUGAAGAACUUCCUUCAGUAACCCAAACAAAGUCACCUCCAAAAUCCUCCCAGACCGUCCCAUCCCCAGUGAAACCUACACCAGCAGCAUCACUUUCCGUCAAAGCAUCUCCAGCAAAAACACUUCCAGUGUCACAAGGGAAGCCAGCACCAAAAACAGCAGUGCCAAAGCAGGCUAAAACCCUGCUGGGAAGGACUGCUGCUCCCACAAAGCCUGCUGAAAGUGUAAAGCCAGUGGAAAGCUCUGACUCUUCAAGCAGUGAAGAGGAGGAUCUCCCUGUGCCCAUCAGCCAGAAGAGGUUAACAGAACAGCCCGGGCCUGUUCCCAACCUGAGCCAGACUGCUAAAGCUGGGCCGCCUGAAAAAGCAGUGGGAAGCACCUUGAAAAGCCAGGUCUCAGAAAGUGGGAGCAGUGACUCCUCUGACAGUGAAGAGGAGUCCCCUGCAGCACAGAGGCAGCCUCCACAAGCUGUGAAAACCAAUUCUGUGCUCCAGCCAACAAAUGUGAAGAAGGCACUGGCUUCGACACCAGCCACAACCCCUCCAGCUGCGGAAAGCAGCGAUGAUUCCAGCGAGGAGUCAGAUUCAGAGAACGAAAUAGUCCCCCCUUCUCAGAGUCUACCCCAGCAGAAUGUCAAAGUGACUGCGGUUUUGAGCACGGUGGCUGCAAAAGCCAAUGCCACCCUGCCCGCAGGGAAGAAGGUAAAAACUCCUGCUGUCCCUCCAGCAAGCAGAGUGUCUGAGAGCUCCAGCAUGGAUUCCUUGGAGCACAAUGUGCUGACAGGAAAGGCCCCUGCUGCUUCCAGCUUAAAGCAAACGGUUCCUGUGGGAAAAGCUCCUCCAGCCAACACUGCCGCCCCUCAGGCUGCUUUGCUCCCAGAAAGUUCCACUGGCAAGGUGAAGAAGCCAGGCCUGCAGCCAGUGCAGAAUGCCCAGCUGAGCCAGACCACACUGCCCACCCAGGCAGAGGACACCACAGACAGCAGCAGUUCCUCUGACAGUGACGAGGAGGAGGCGCCCAAGGAGCCCCCCAGAACUGCAGGCUCGCUGCAGAAACCAGGAGUGACCCAGCCAGCCCACAGCUCCUCCUCAGAGUCCAGUGAGGAGGAGGAGGAGGCAGCAUCACAGUCCCUCCUCACAGGCUAUCUGGGCUUCUCCAAGGCCCCAGCAGCACCCCAGGCCCCAAAGACGGUUCCUUCCCAGCCUGUAGGUGAAGUGGGGCCGGGGAAGGCAGCUGUGACUGCUGCAAACUCUCCCGCCAAGGCCCCUCUGAAAGCAGCCCCAGCCGACAGCUCAAGCACUGACAGCAGUGACUCCGACACAGAUGACAACCAGGUGGCUGCAAACCACAAAGCAGAAAACAACCCCCCUUCAGGGCAGGAAGCCACAGAAGCCUCCAACAAAGAGAAGGUGGCAGGAAAAACAGAGCCAGGUCAUGCCAGCCGCAAACCUUCACUCAAGAAAGCCCUGGCAGCGAAAGAGAAUGAUGUUGGUGCAAAAGAGGUGCAAGUGACCCCAGGACCAUCACAUGCCCCGCUCUCCGUCCCACAGUCAGGGGAGCCAAGCUCAGGGAGCGAAACUGAGGUCACCACUGCUGCCAAAGUCCCUGCAGUGCAGGCAGUGGAAGGAUUGGAAGCGAAGAAGAAGAAGAAAAAGGAGAAAAAAGAAAAGAAGGAAAAGAAGAAACCAUCCUCCACGGCAGACAAGGCUGUGAAACCGUCUAAGAGCAAAGACAAAGAGAACAAGAAGCAGAAAACGUCUCAGAAGCGGAAACUGGGGGGAGAGGAUGGGGCUGUGGGGCAGCCCAAGGAGAAGAAACGGAAAGGUCAGGCUAAUGAAGAAGUACCCAAAAAGAAAAAAAAGAAAGAAGAUGGUGACCCGGAGAAGACAGCAGGCAGCAAGGAAAAGAAAAAAACAGCUAAAAAAAAGAAGACUGGAAAAGAAAAGAAGAAAAGCAAAAAGGUGUCUUUUGAAGGGGAGCCUGUAGCAGAUGGCUCUGCUGAGGUUCACAAGAAGAAGAAGAAGAAGAAGAAAACAGCUGAGCCUGAAGGACUGUGAGAAGGUACAUGGCCUGUAGAUGGGGACUAUCCAUUGGUACCUCAGAGCGGCGGUAACCUUGGCCAAAUUCAGAACUCCUGGGCCAGUUUUGGGAAGACAGUGUGCCCUCUAAGUGGUCACUGAGCCAGCCUGGCCUUAGAUUAGAGGGCCAGGGAGUGGAGCAGUGUGAGGAAUGUCAUGCAGCCGUGUGCUGGCUUCUCUGGAUGUGUCUGACCUCAACUCUUUAGCUGCUGAGAACUGGAUAUCCAGCUUGGAUGUUGCUGACCUCUGUCACCAGCAGAGAUGAGCGGCCUCUGGCAGUGUCUGUCUGUCCCUGCUGACCACAGGGAGCUUGGAAGAGUGAUGUGGAUUAGAUGGUGAUGUUGUAGCCACCUGAAGUGGACCAGAUGCCUCUGCCCGUGCUCUGCUCAGCUGUGAGGCUGUUCUCCUCCUCCCCAUCCCUAACGCUUUUAACUCCUCUCCCCAAAGGUACCGCAUUCCUGUGAUUAAGGAUUUAUGGGUGAAGAUCAAACAGAAGAAAGGAAAAGGAAGCUCAUCAGGAGAAUUCCAACUUUUUUUAAAAUAUAAUUUAUAAUUUCUUUUAACUGUGACUUUUAGAGCAGAGCAGUGUAAUUUUCUGCCUCCUCCUGCCCUGCUGGGGCCCAGAGAUGUGUUUAUUGUCCCUCCCCGUGGAACAGAACUGGAGAAGGCAGUUUGACCAGAGCAGAGCACAAGCUGCUUUUCUCCUUGUUGACACCCAGCCGUCCCUUUCUCUUACCACAGAGCUAUAUUUUUAAGAGAAACCUUUACCUUUUUUUCCCCUCCUCCUUCUGUGACUUGUGGUGUCAAUCCUUUUGCUACUACAGAAGAGAGCUCGGGUUUCCUUUUUAUUCUAACACUGACAGUAGUGAUUAUCAUGUCCGUGGAGUUGCACUGAACAGCUGUGUCCAGCAGUUGUUCUCAGCCAAGGCAGAGUCAGUUUUUGUCUUGUUUUUUUUAUGGAGUACAAAAUAAACCCCAACAAUAUAAGAUUUUGCUUCUGCUGCUUUCAAAGGAAUGGAGGUGACCAAGACCACCUGGCUGUGGAGGAUGUUGUGGGUAAGAGAGCAGAGCCUAAUGUCUGCCUGGGUUCAUGGGCACUAUUUCAACCCUUGGGGGAAAAAAUAAUUGCUUUCUUCCUGCUCCCUGGGGACAGACUGGGAUCUAGGAGGUGAGGAAAAACGGACCAGA